Molecule: messenger RNA, 423 nt
Organism: Phytophthora nicotianae INRA-310
Lineage: Eukaryota; Oomycota; Peronosporomycetes; Peronosporales; Peronosporaceae
Exons: 3
Coding region: 1-423 (140 amino acids)
Source: RefSeq, a predicted model, not a curated record
AUGGCGCCGCUCGAGGACACCUCUGGCGUUGUAGGCGCCACCACGUUGGACGCCUUCUCCGUGUCUUUCCCUGACCAAGUGGAGCAGGAGCUUGGCGAUGCGUACGGCGAGCCUCAUUGGACCAAUAUCAAGCGUGCUCUGGCCCGGCCGCCCGCGUUCACCGCCGUUCGAGUCAACACACUAAAGCUGUCGCUGGAGGAAGCUUUGCAGGCUUUGAAGCCUCAUCUGGACGGAUUCAACACCCAAUUGGCUGCUCUGGAUGCCAAUCGCCAGCCAAUUGAAGCCUUCGCCCAUGCGUCACUGCCCGACGUGCUGAUGAUCCCGUCGUCGCCCAGUGGACAGACCAUUGUCAAGUAUAACCCGGAAUUCAAGAGCAUCGUUGUGGACCGACUCUGCGCGACAUCUUCGCCCGAGGAGUCAUGA